This is a messenger RNA of Penicillium angulare, 1653 nucleotides long. RefSeq lists its product as uncharacterized. Lineage: Eukaryota; Fungi; Ascomycota; Eurotiomycetes; Eurotiales; Aspergillaceae. The record is from RefSeq and is a predicted model, not a curated record. Bases 1 to 1653 code for a protein of 550 amino acids. Gene Ontology annotation, molecular function: pyridoxal phosphate binding; cystathionine gamma-synthase activity. Gene Ontology annotation, biological process: transsulfuration. The transcript has 4 exons.
AUGACUGUGUCUGUGUCUACACCAGCUAUCUCGCCGCCAAGGAUGCUUCCUUUAGGGACGAGUCAACCCCCCGGCGACAAAUAUGCAAUUAGCCUAUCAUUGCCAACAUGGGACUCGGUCCCUGGCCGACCCCGUGGCUACAAUUGGGUGCUUGAGAAACUGCAGGCAAAUUAUCCAAGCAUCGUGCAACAGUUAACCAGCGCUGUCCUGGAGCGGUGCGCAAUCCCAGCGGAACGGAUGCAUUGCCUUGUGUUCUCCUCCAAACAUGCAGCAAGGCGAUGUAUAGUGUAUCUUCAGAAGCACCAUAGCUCGGACAUUCAAACUGACGUGGUAUCUUUCUACAUAUCCCACGAGGCUACUAUCCCAAUAAGCACAAACUGGGACCGGUUCUAUGCGGUGAUAUACGAUGUUGAUGCUAAGGUGGAAGCAAGCGAGUUCUGGUCUAUAUUUGGCGACGGGAUUUCCAGUCGGCAUGCGGAGUUUUGUCUUCAGCUCUGGCUCUAUACGUGCUCUGAGUCUCGUAAUAAGUCGUGGCAGUUCUACACAAGCACCGGUAUUGGCACUGGCACUGACAGGACACCUAUCCGGAUGCUCGAGUCGCUAGAUGCAGAGCAAGCGGCAAAAACAGAGAUUAGGGACCGGAUUGCGAACUUGAUUGCGUCUGAUAAUCCUGAGUUCACUCCCCCAUCGGCAACAGAUGUAUUUCUUUACACAAACGGGAUGUCCGCUAUUUCUGCCAUGGCACGAGCCCUGGUCCCAGAGAAAAAGACGCUUCGGAAGCAAUGGCCCUACGCUGAAACCCCCAAAUGCGUGAGCAACUCUGGCUAUGAACGCUUUAAAAUCUAUAGCCAGGGAACAACAGACGAGCUGGAUCAGCUAGAAGCAUCACUCGCGUUGGGAUCACGCAUCCGCGUCUUGUUUUGUGAAGUUCCGUCAAAUCCGCUCCUUCGAACUCCCGAUCUUCAUCGAAUCCGAAGUCUCGCAGAUCAGUACGACUUCAUUGUUGUUUGCGAUGAGACGCUUGGCACAUUCGUUAAUGUGGAUAUACUGCCAUACGUAGAUGUGGCUAUCACAAGUCUAACUAAGGUUUUCAAUGGCUCCGGAAACGCUAUGGGAGGGAGUGCCGUCGUCAACCCGCAAAGCCGCUAUUACAGCGAAGUACAUGCCAAACUAACAGAUAUAUAUGAGGACCUCCUUUUCCCAACUGAGGCGCUUGUGCUCGCCGAGAACUCACGAGAUUUCCAAGCACGCGUCCACAAAUCCAGCGCCAAUGCCCUGGCUCUGGCUACUUUCCUUUCAUCACACCCGAGUAUCGAGUCCGUGCUUUACCCAUCCUUGAUACCUACCAGGAAACUCUAUGAUCACUACCGUCGCAAGAAUGGCGGGUAUGGAUAUGUAAUGAGUCUCCUGUUCCGGGAACCAAACGAUGCUAUAAGAUUUUAUGACACGUUGGAUAUGUGUAAGGGUCCAAGUAUUGGGACGAAUUUUAGUCUGGCCAUUCCAUAUGCACAACUCGCGCAUGUCUUCGAUCUAGAUUGGGCUGAGUCCCAAGGGAUUCCAAAGCAUAUUGUGAGACUUAGUGUUGGAUUGGAAUCGGAGGAUGAUUUGGUGGAGUGUGUUUCUAGAGCGUUGGAGGGUCUCGUAUCCCCUUAG